Messenger RNA from Malassezia japonica, 876 nucleotides. RefSeq lists its product as uncharacterized. The record is from RefSeq and is a predicted model, not a curated record. The coding region runs from base 1 to 876 and encodes 291 amino acids. The transcript has 2 exons. Gene Ontology annotation, molecular function: phosphatidate phosphatase activity. Gene Ontology annotation, biological process: phospholipid metabolic process. Lineage: Eukaryota; Fungi; Basidiomycota; Malasseziomycetes; Malasseziales; Malasseziaceae.
AUGGCUUGGCACGACGUGCUGGCGAACCAUGCAUACGGCGGGCGCUCGCUCGUCGACUGGGUCACCCUCUUGGUCCUGAUCAUUGCGACCAAGUUUAUGGGGCUGGGCAGCGAGGGUUUCCGGCAGCAGUUCUCGCUCGCGGACGUCUCGCUGCAGCACCCGUACGCCCUGCACGAGCGGGUGCCGGAUGUCUUGCUGCUGGUCCUUAGCCUGAUCGUGCCGCUGAUCGGCGUGCUGGUGCUCUCGGCAGUGCACACGCGGCCCUUUGCGCGCAUGAAUACCGCGGCGCUAGGCCUGCUGCUCACGCUCGCGAUCACCGCCGUGAUUACCAACCUGGUCAAGUCGCUCGUCGGCCGGCCGCGUCCCGACUUGCUCGACCGGUGCCAGCCGCGCCUGCCGGCAUGGGACGAGGGCAAGUACCACAGCACGCUCGUGACCGAUGCGAUCUGCACGACAGCACACGACUCGCCGAUCCUCAAGGACGGCUUCCGCUCGUUCCCAAGCGGCCAUUCGAGCACCUCGUUCGCGGGCUUGGUGUACCUCGCGCUGUGCGUGCGCGCGGCACUGACGAGCGUCGUGUACCGCAUUGCAGGACUGUAUGCCUACGUUCCCGCGCCGACCGAGCCGCAGCCGGACCCGCCGCGCGCCAACGAGCACACCGAGCCGCAGGGCACGGUCGACGUGCCGCCGGGCGACCCGCUCUCGCCGAUCGCAUUCACGAUCGUGCUUCCGCUUGUACCAGUCCUGGUGGCAGCAUACGUCGCCAUCAGCCGCACAAUGGACUAUCGCCACCACCCGACCGAUGUCGUGGCCGGUGCGACCCUUGGAACGGUCGUGGCACUGGCCGUGUAUCAUCGGAACGGAUUUGCGAGAUGA